AUGGUAACACUCUCCUACCAAUAUCCCUCCAUGCCCAUUUCAUAUUUCCACCCCAAAUCUAAACCCUCUCGGCCGUUAUUCUCCAAAGUCUCCAUCUUUCGAUGCAAAGGCUCCGUACAAACCCUCAUGGCCGUCGAGCCGGAACCCAUUUUCACCUCCGUCAAGACUUUCGCUCCUGCCACCGUCGCUAACCUAGGCCCAGGCUUCGAAUUCUUAGGCUUCGCUGUCGGCGGUCUCGGAGACCACGUGACUCUCUGCGUGGAUCCCUCCAUUCUCACCGGCGAGGUCUUAAUCUCCGAGAUCACCGGAACCACCACGAAACUCAGCACAAACCCUCUCCAGAACUGUGCCGGGAUUGCUGCGAUUGCGACCAUCAAGAUUUUAGGGGUUAUAUCGGUUGGGUUGUAG
Messenger RNA from Eruca vesicaria subsp. sativa (arugula), 408 nucleotides. The record is from the annotation of a GenBank genome assembly. NCBI's taxonomy places the organism in Eukaryota, Viridiplantae, Streptophyta, Magnoliopsida, Brassicales, Brassicaceae.